UAAAAAACAUUUUCAUCUCUUUGACAGCUAAAAAUGUAUUUUUGUUAUUGAGUGCAAUUAUUUUUUUUUAUAUAAACGAAUGAAAAAUUGUUCAAAAAAUACUAAAAAAAUAUAAAUAACGCAACAUGUUAAAAGUAGCGCAACCUACGAGUAAUGCCUUUCACAAUUUUAAAUGCGGCGAAAUAUUUUGUGUUUCACCAGCUGUUUACAAUGUUACUUGCUGUCUGUGUGCCACCAAAAUGCAUCUGGAUCAGUUUCCCAGUCACUUUCAAAUGCAGCAUCUUACCCUGGCUGAGGAGAGUAUAAAUUUGGAGGAAUUAGAACUUAAGAGGCGUGCUAAAUUGGCUAAAGAUGCAACGCUGCUGGAUAAUAUGGCCAUCAAAGAAGAGGAUCCCGAAGAUGAUCCCAUAAAACAGGAAGAUGUGGCGGAUGAACAAGAAGUGGAUGAAGAUGAUAAAAGUUUGCAGCAGCUAUUAAGGGAAACAGAAAAGGCUCGUGGGAAGCAGGAGAAAGUGCAGGAUGAAGAGUUACCUGAGGAGGCGAAAAGUGAGGAAAUAAAUAUUGGGGACAAAUUGCAGGUGGAGAUUCUGGUGCGUAAACCAAAUACAAGAAAUUCGAGGAAAAAUAAAAAAGCUCUAAGUAAAAAGGAAGAUCAAAAGACGGAUGUUGAAAGUGAAUUAGAAGAAAUAAGCUUAGAGGAGAAUAAGGCAAAUGAAAAAGAAGUGACCACACACUUGAUUACUGAAGAGGAAGAGUUAAAAGAAGAAUAUGAUGGUGAUGAUGUAGAUAUGGAUCGAGAUUGGUCUUUGGAGGAUAAGAUUUCUGACACAGAUUCCGAUCCCGAUGACAAGAACAGUCCCAAAGAUGAACUACCUUUUCCUUGUCUUACAUGUAAAAGAUCGUAUCGUUCCAAACACAGCUUACAAAAGCACAACUAUAGUGUUCAUAAUCCUAAUAAACCGCCGAAAAAACCGAAAGAACCUAAAGCCGAACACAAAUGUGAUGAAUGCAAUGAAGUGUUUCGUUCCGCCCGAGAUUUGCGUGGUCAUAAAUGGAAACAUACGGGAAUAUUUUGCGAUAUCUGUGGAAAACCUUUUACCCAAACCGGCAAUAUGAUGAGACACAAAAUCCGCCACACUGGCAUUAAGGCACACAAAUGCAAAGAAUGUGAUAAGGAAUUCUUUACCGACAAAGAAUUAAAGUCCCAUAUGAUUUGUCAUACCGGCCUAAUGCCUGUCAUUUGCGAAAUAUGUGGUAAAAGGUGUCGAGAUCGUGGUGUUCUAACCGCCCAUAUGCGUAGACAUACUGGUGAACGACCGGCUAAAUGUGAUGUUUGUGGUAAAAGUUUCUUUUCAUUUCAUGAUCUUAACGUCCACGCUGUUACGCACAGCAGUGAGCGGCCAUUUAAGUGUGAUAUAUGUGGUUCAACAUUCCAACGCAAAAAAGCUUUGCGUGUUCAUAAACUUAUACAUUCGAAAGAUCGUAAGCAUGUGUGUAAAAUAUGUGGCAAAGGUUUUGCUCAAUCCGGUGGUCUCAACUCGCAUAUGCGAACACAUGAUGCUGCUCUGGAGAAAACUAGCAAUGAGAUUGCUCAACCGGUUAUUAUGCCAGUACAGAUAGAACCAGCGGAAAGUUCAACGUCGAAUAAAACAUCUGCAACUAACGAGGUUAGUAUGACACCAGAGAGUAGUAGUGUUUUGGGCCAAUAUAUGGUUAUCUACUGUAAAAUGCUGCAAGUAGCUCAUCCUACUAGAAAUGACUUUCACAACAUCAAAUGCGGCGAAAUCUUUUGUAUUCCACCAGCCGUUUACAAUGUUACUUGCUGUAUGUGUAACAUCAACAUCCAUCUCGACCAGUUUCCCAGUCACUUUCACAUGCAACAUCUUAUGCUGGCCGAGGAGAGUAUAAAUUUAGAAGAAUUGGAACUCAAAAGACGUGCUAAAUUGUCAAAAGAUGCCUCUUUAAUAGAUAAUAUGACCACCAAAGAAGAGGAACCUCAAGAUGAUCCUUUAAGGCAAGAAGAUCUUGUAAAGCGAGAAGAGGAAUCUUUUGGGAAACAUGACAACAAACAAGAAGCACUAACAAAAGUGACCGAUGCUAGUGAUAUAAAUAUUUCGGUAGAGAAAAUUGUAGAGCGUAAACGUAAUACUAGAAAUUCAAGAAAGAAUAAUAAAGAAUCCAAAAGUGUAAACAUAAAGGAUAAGACAGAGGUGGAAGAUUUGAAUAAAUUAAACUUAAACAUUGAAAAGGAAACUAAUAACGAAAUGACAAUCCAAGUAAAUCAAGCAGUCAAUGAAAAGGAAACUAAAGACGAAAUGGCAAUCCAAUUAAAUCAAGAAGUGAAUGAUGGUGAUGAUGUCAAUGUCAAAUUAAAGGAGCAGAUAAAGGCGGUAAGAAAGCGAAGUACUAGAAAUGCUAGAAAGAAUAAUAAACAAACAAAUGCUGUAAAAACAGAUAAAAAGCAGGAGAUGAAUAAUUUAAGCGAAUUAAGGUCUGGAUUUGAAAAAGAGACCAAUAAUGAAGAAACGCAAUUAAAGCAAGAGCAGAAUGCUUCGAACGAAGAAUAUGAAGCUGUAAAGACAGACAAAAAGCAGGAGAUUAACAAUUUAAGUGAAUUUAGUAAUGAAUUUGAAAAAGAGACUAAUAAUGAAGAAGCGCAAGAGCAGAACGAUGAAUAUGAUAGUGAUGAUGUAGAUAUGAAUCAAGACUGGUCAUUGGAUGAUAAAAUAUCUGAUAUAGAUUCUAAUAACGAAGACAAAAAUAACAAAAGACAUAAACGUAUCUUUACCUGCCUGACUUGUGAUCGUACAUAUACUUCCAAGAAUGGAUUAAAUAAGCACAACUAUACUGUUCACAAUAUGCCCAAACCACCUAAAGUCGAAUACAAAUGUGAUGACUGUAAUGAAGUUUUCUAUUCUGAACGUCUUUUGCGCGGUCAUAAAUAUAAACAUACUGGUAUAUUUUGUGAUAUUUGUGGUAAAACUUUUACACAAUCGAGUAAUAUGUUAAAUCACAAGAUACGUCAUACCGGCGUAAAGGCCCACAAAUGCAAAGAAUGUGAUAAGGAAUUCUUUACUAGCAGAGAACUUAAAUCCCAUAUGAUAUGUCAUACGGGCCUGCCUGUUAUAUGUGAAAUAUGUGGCAAACAAUGUCGACAUCGUAGUCUUCUAAAGGCUCACAUGCGUAGACACACGGGUGAGCGGCCCUUUAAAUGUGAUGUUUGUGGUAAGUGUUUCUUUUCCCUACAUGAUCUUAAUGUACACGCUGUUGCGCACACCACCGAUCGACCAUUUAAGUGUGAUAUCUGUGGUUCAACAUUUCAACGGCGAAAAGCUUUGCGUAUUCACAAACUUAUACAUUCGAAAGAUCGUAAACAUGUGUGUAAAAUAUGUGGCAAAGGUUUUGCACAAUCGGGUGGUCUUAACUCACAUAUGCGUUCACAUGAUUUAGAAAAAGUUGGCAGUAAAAUAGCUCCACUCGAUUUUUUGCCAGUACAAAUGCAGACAAUGGAAAAUACUCAAACGGAGGGUAUAAUAACGAGUUUAAAUGUUGAUGUUAGUAUGACAGCAGAGGGUAUUAUGUUGGGACAAUAUAUGGUUUAUAAGUAAAUAUAUAAAUUGCGUUUGUUUUUUUCGUCCUCUCCUUCGUCUUAAUAUGAAUGUUAAAAUUUUUAGUAAGAUAAUGUGUGUAAAUAUGUGAAAUGUAAAUAAGAAAUUAAAAUAACUUCAAAUAAUCUUUACUUUUAAUUAGAUCAAAAUUGAUUAGACUAUUCUGGUCUAAACUAUAAACAAGACUAUGGUCUAAACUAUAGACUUACCUAUAGAGUAGACUAAACUAUAGAUUACACUAUAGACUAGACUAUUAGCUAAACUAUAGACAGUAUAGAACAUGAUCUAAGGUGUAGACUAGCCUAUAGAUCAGACUACACUACACUGGGUUAGACCAUAUACUAGACUAUAAAUGGACUAGACUGCAUACAAGACUAUGGACAAGUCUUUAGGCUAGACUUUAGGGUAGUUUAUGGUCUAAACUAUAGAUUAGAUUAUGUACUAGCCAGAGUAGACGAUAGACUAGUAUAUAGAUUAGACAGUAGAGUAGACUAUAUAAUUGACUAUAGAGUAGACUAUAGAUUAGACUAUAGACUAGACUAUUG
Messenger RNA from Lucilia cuprina (Australian sheep blowfly), 4153 nucleotides. Its product is annotated as zinc finger protein 107-like. Gene Ontology annotation, biological process: regulation of transcription by RNA polymerase II. Lineage: Eukaryota; Metazoa; Arthropoda; Insecta; Diptera; Calliphoridae. The coding region runs from base 126 to 3608 and encodes 1160 amino acids. The transcript has 4 exons. The record is from RefSeq and is a predicted model, not a curated record. Gene Ontology annotation, molecular function: DNA-binding transcription factor activity; RNA polymerase II cis-regulatory region sequence-specific DNA binding.